Messenger RNA from Prunus mume (Japanese apricot), 1502 nucleotides. It is a transcript of the gene BLT, whose product is annotated as branchless trichome. The record is from RefSeq and is a predicted model, not a curated record. NCBI's taxonomy places the organism in Eukaryota, Viridiplantae, Streptophyta, Magnoliopsida, Rosales, Rosaceae.
CCACAUCUCCAAAGCAAAGUUCUCCAAGAUCAAAUGGGCCUACCCCAUUUGCUUUCUUGACAGAGGAAGUCCCCAUUGGAAGGAAAAAGGGAAAGGUAAAAGAAAGCAGCAAAGGGAUUGAGAAGGAAAAAGACUACACACAAAAGAAAAGAAAAGCCAGCACAUAGCAUUUACAAAAGAAGAAGAUAUGGAGGAGAUGAUGAUGAGGACCAGUUCUGCUACUAGUAGCCCAGAAACUAGCAGAAAUGAAACCAUUAAUUCUAUAGAGCCCAUCACCACCUCCACUUGCCCAAGCUGGAAACUUUACGAAAACCCAUUUUAUAAUUCUCAUCUCCGCCAUCAAAAUCAACCCCAACAACAACAACAACAACAGCAAUGCCAAAGUAGCAGCAGCAACAAGCAACAAGUUCAUCAUUGCCUGCACCUCCCUAUCUCUGCUCGCAAGCUUGCUGCUACUUUCUGGGAUCUAACGUUCUUCAAGCCAGUCAUGGAGUCUGAGAUAGAUUACACACGAGCCCAGAUCAUAGAAUUGAAAGCUGAGCUCGAAUAUGAACGCAAGGCACGAAAGAAGUUGGAGUCUUCAAACAAGAGGCUGGCCAAAGAGUUAGGUGAAGAGAGAAGGGGAAGAAAAGCGAUUGAGAGGGUGUGUGAAGAGCUUGCCAGUGAGAUUUCAUUUGGGAAAUCAGAGAUUAGUAGGAUGAAGAAAGAGAUAGAGGAGGAGAGAAAGAUGCUUAGAAUGGCUGAGGUGCUGAGAGAAGAGAGAGUUCAGAUGAAGCUCGCCGAGGCGAGGAUUCUAUUUGAAGAGAAGCUGUUUGAGUUGGAGGGUUGUAAACAAAUGCAGAGCACUGAGAAUUCACAUUUCAAGAUCAAAGACAAGAGUGAGGAUGUUAAUGCUGCAAUUUUUUCAGGAAAGUCAGCUAGCAAUGAUAAAAACAUUGGUGUUGAUUGUUCAAGAGACUCAAUGAGUUUGGUGGUUUUGGGUGAAAAGUCUUCUGCUUUUUCAGGUGAUCAUAAUAAUGACUAUGUUUCCAGUGUGUCUGCUACAACUUCAAGGUCAGUGCUUUUGGGUGAGAAGGCAGCUUGCAGUGACAACAGCGGUGGUUUUUCAUCAAUAGCAAUUCAGAAAAGAGCCUCACCAGAACCAGAAAAUCCUCACAUAAAGAGAGGGAUCAAAGGGUUUGUUGAAUUCCCAAGAGUGGUCAGACCAAUUGGAUCCAAAAGCAGGCAUUGGGGUACAAAGCUGGAAUGUCAAAAGGCUCAGCUCAGAAUUCUGCUGAAGCAAAAGAGCCCCAUCAGAUCCAAUAGUUUCAUUAUUAGUUGAAGAUCAAGUAGUUCCUAGGAUCUGUUCAAAUUCUCUGUGUUUCUUAAUCAUUUUGUUCUUUCUUAAUCUAUAGUAUUUUCUAUAUCCAUUGCUUAUGUGGAUUGUUGAAAGAGGUAUGAUUUUGUGCUCAUGUGGAUUUUAAUGUAUGAAACCGGAAAAAAGUAUUGAUUUGGAUCUGAUC